This is a messenger RNA of Cryptomeria japonica (Japanese cedar), 1439 nucleotides long. Its product is annotated as 1,4-dihydroxy-2-naphthoyl-CoA synthase, peroxisomal. The record is from RefSeq and is a predicted model, not a curated record. Lineage: Eukaryota; Viridiplantae; Streptophyta; Pinopsida; Cupressales; Cupressaceae. Bases 180 to 1196 code for a protein of 338 amino acids. Gene Ontology annotation, biological process: menaquinone biosynthetic process. The transcript is spliced from 9 exons. Gene Ontology annotation, cellular component: cytosol. Gene Ontology annotation, molecular function: 1,4-dihydroxy-2-naphthoyl-CoA synthase activity.
ACAAAACAGCAUAAAAUAGUCAAAAUAUGCUAUCUUAGAAUUAUGAAACAUUUUGUUGAUCCUACGUCACAAGAGAAAAUCAUUCAUAUUAAUACAGAUGACAGCAAGGCAUCUAGAGUCAUGAAAACAUUUUAAGUAAAAUUGCACCGUACAUUAGAUAGAAAGACAGGGAGUGGAUAAUGGCGAUGGAGGGCAAGGCUGUUGGAAGACUGGCAAUGGUGUCAAUGCACUUGAUGCCUCCUCAGCGUAGUGGGGUGCAGCAGGUGCCUGCAUAUUCCUCUUCCUCAUCCUCUUCAUUAAAGGUGAAUAAGAGGGAAAGUAAGUAUGAGAAAGUGCACGGAGACGUGUCCUCAGAAAGUGUUUCCUGGAGGCUCUGCACCCCUUGCGACAACGGUCCUCCUUUCACUGACAUUAUCUAUGAAAAAGCCAAUGGAGAAGGCAUUGCCAAGAUUACUAUAAAUAGACCAGCAAGACGGAAUGCUUUUCGGCCACAAACUUUAAAAGAAAUGACGCAAGCUCUUAAUGAUGCCCGAGAUGAUAUCAAGAUUGGAGUUAUAAUUUUGACAGGCAAAGGUAAUGAUGCAUUUUGUAGUGGUGGGGAUCAAUCACUGCGAGGACCUGAUGGCUAUGCUGAUAAAGAUAGCUUUGGGCGGCUGAAUGUUUUAGAUGUACAGGUACAGAUACGACGGCUUCCAAAACCAGUUAUUGCAAUGGUAGCAGGAUAUGCGGUUGGUGGUGGGCAUGUUUUGCACAUGGUUUGCGAUUUAACAAUUGCAGCAAAUAAUGCUGUUUUUGGUCAAACUGGUCCAAAGGUAGGAAGCUUUGAUGCUGGUUAUGGAUGUACUGCAAUGUCUCGUUUGGUUGGGCCUAAAAGAGCUCGAGAGAUGUGGUUUCUCUGCCGAUUUUAUAGUGCGGAGGAAGCAAUGGAAAUGGGCCUAGUCAACAUUGUUGUUCCACUGGAAAACUUAGAACAGGAAACAAUAAAGUGGUGUAGAGAAAUAUUGAGAAAUAGCCCUACAGCCAUUCGGAUAUGCAAGGCGGCUCUCAAUGCUGUUGAUGAUGGCCACGCUGGAAUCCAUGAGCUGGGUGGAGAUGCAACCUUAUUAUACUAUGGUUCUGAGGAGGCAAAUGAAGGAAAAAAUGCAUUUCUGCAACGAAGACGACCAGACUUUUCAAAGUUUCCAAGGCUUCCUUAGCUUUCUAGUAGAAAGACAUUUGUCCUGAUAAUCUAUUUUGAUCAGUUGGGCAGUAGCAUCUAGAGGUUUCAUUGUUUUCUGAGCAUAGAAUAUGAAAUAAACAAUCUAUGCAAUUGUUUUUAGAGGUGUAUGUAUAUAUUUAAAGAAUAAGGUAGGGAUAAUUCAAAAUAAUGCAUGCAGGAAAGUAUGCUCCAUUGACAUCUCUAUUACAACAGUCAAUACAAAGUACUUGGAUUUGAUGCA